AUGCUCUGUUUGAAAAUCAAUAGAGCAAUCAGCUCAAUUUUUUUCACAAUUGAUCAAUCAAACAACCAAUCCAAUGCUCCGUUAAGGAUCAAUCCAACAAUCAAUCUAACUCCAUGUCCAAAGCACAAUGCAAGUCUUUUUGAACCACUUUCAAAAUCAUUACUUGACUCGGAAUCCAGGUCACAAUCGGAUUCACUAUCCGAGUCACUGAGCAAUGUCAAAAGCUUGACUGCACGUAGUAUUGUGCAUGCUCUUGGUAAUCACCAAUUUCAAAUCAAACCACAGCCGAUUCAAUUGUCAGCAUUGGAAUCAUCAUCAUUCAUGUUGAAGGCGAACAGUGAAUUCCAACAAAAUCGACAAAUGCAAACACAAUCGACAAAUUGUUCGCGUUUUAGCCGUAGAAAUCCCAGUUUUGACCAGCCGAAGUUUUGGCUUCGGGAGAAUUACUUUCAAUUCCCUUAUAAACCUCUGCCAGUUGGCACUAUUACAUAUCGAGAAACCAACAUGACACCAGUCACCUUCUUGGCGGGCGUGCGUUUUGCUCAACUUUAG
Molecule: messenger RNA, 552 nt
Organism: Melampsora larici-populina 98AG31
Lineage: Eukaryota; Fungi; Basidiomycota; Pucciniomycetes; Pucciniales; Melampsoraceae
Exons: 2
Coding region: 1-552 (183 amino acids)
Source: RefSeq, a predicted model, not a curated record